AAUGAUUGUCUAUUUGCAAUUUUGUGCAGAGGCCAGAAAAACAUAGCCUUCUUGAACAUGGGCUUCAUGAUGUUUUAUUUGACUUGGCUUCUUGAUAACGUUCUUUCACACACACAGAAAGUUUAUUUAUUUUAUUUGACGUAAAUGCUGAGUUCAUCACUAUUCACCAAGUCUUUUCUCCUCUACCUCUCUCCAUGUUGUGUCUUCCUUGUUCAAGAUUCUGAUUUACUCAUUCUCUUUUGACAUUACCAAAAUCAAGAAAAGAAAAGACUAUUCCUAAGUCGCACCCACGUUCCCAUUUGCCCACAUUUCAUGGGUAUAGUAGUAUUACAGCUUUCAUGUUCCAAGAUGCCUACCUCUAAUUCAGGAAACCCCCACCAUUUCUGGUUUAACAGGUAAGUCUAGUUUUUGAACUACUAACAUUGCAUUCAAUUUGAAAGAUCUGGGUCUGUCAAAGUUUUCCUCAACUGUUGAUGCAUUCUCAUUUUCUCUUUGGAAUCUGUUGAUUUGGGUUGUUAACACUUUUGAUUUUAGGGUUUAAUUAGGACUAGUUUUGACUUGAAAGGCUAAUUCUUGACCAAUAUUAUAUUGCCACUUAAAUUUGAGGCUUUCAUACAGACAGUAGUAGUAAGGAUUUAGUUUUUGGGAAGUUGCAUUCUUGGAUCAAAGGCUGGAUUUUUGGCUAUUUGCGUGCAAAUAAGGCGUUUUGACAAAUGCCAAUGUGGAAUUUGGAUGUUUACUGUAUAAUUCUUGAUCAGAAUUGAGACAAACAAAAAUAACAACAUACCCAGUAUAAUCCCACGCUUGGGGUCUGGGAUUCUUGAUCAGAAUUGAAACCUUUACUGAAAAUGGCUUCUCCAGAUUCUUCCCCUUCUCUUGUUCCACUUCCAGAUCUUCCUGGAGCUCCACCUUCAAAUUCUAGCUCUAAUACACCUCCUUCUCCACCUGAUUCUUCAGCUCCACCUACUGACUCUCCUUCUCCACCAGCUCCUGCUUCUCCUCCUCCAUCAGAAUCAAAAGCACCACCUCCAGCAGAAUCUCCUCCACCUCCAGUAGAAUCUCCUCCACCUCCUUCACCCCCUCCAUCUAUAGCAGCCGCGCCACCACCUAAAGUAUCUCCACCACCAAAGGCGUCACCAUCACCACCACCACCUGCCCCUAAGGCUCCUCCACCUGCUAAUGCACCACCUCCAGCUUCAUCUCCGCCCCCACCAUCCGUAGAUUCUCCUCCUCCUGCCCCUCCUGUUUCCCCCCCUCCCCCUCCAGCAGUUUCACCUUCUCCUCCACCACCACCACCAGUGAAACAUCCAUCACCACCCCCUGCUUCUCCACUGAAAAACUCCCCUCCACCUAUUGCAUCAACACCACCUCCAGCCUCAUUGCCAUCUGCUCCUCCACCGGUCCCCUUAACAUCUCCACCCCCUUCUAUUUCCCCUCCUGCUCCAGCUCCCACUAAUAAUACAUUUCUACCUGGAGCUCCCCCUCCAUUACCUGUGCCUAGCCCUCCUACAGAAAAGCCCACUGCUAAAGCAACCACCCCGAACACUGCUAUCAAUGCAGAUUCAAGUUCUAGAAAUGGUGGCGGGGGAAAUAAGACAGGAGGUGUGGUGGCAAUUGGUGUUGUUGCUGGGUUUUUGGCUCUUAGCUUGGUGAUUCUUGCUGUGUGGUUUACACGGAGGCGAAAGAAAAGAGAGAGUGCAUUUAAUCUCAAUUACAUGGCACCCUCUCCAUUUUUUUCCUCACCAAAUUCAGAUACAUCAUUCCUGAGAUCAAGGUCCCAACAUUCUACUUAUCUAGCUGCAACCGGCUCGCAAAGCAAUUUUAUGUACUCUCCAGACCAUGGCGGUAUUGGAAAUUCAAGAUCAUGGUUCACAUAUGAAGAAUUAUCUGAGGCAACAAAUGGUUUUUCUUCUGACAGUGUUUUGGGUGAAGGUGGGUUCGGAUGUGUUUACAAAGGUGUUCUUAGUGAUGGAAGAGAAGUCGCUGUCAAACAGCUGAAAAGUGGAAGUGGACAAGGGGAACGUGAGUUCAGAGCAGAAGUUGAGAUUAUCAGCCGUGUACACCAUCGUCAUUUGGUUUCACUUGUUGGCUACUGUAUCUCAGAGCAGCAAAGGCUACUUGUCUACGACUAUGUGCCAAACGACACGCUUGACUAUCACCUUCAUGGUAAAGGCAGGCCAGUUAUGGAUUGGGCUACCCGAGUAAAAGUAGCUGCUGGUGCAGCACGUGGACUUGCUUAUCUGCACGAAGACUGUCAUCCCCGCAUUAUCCAUAGGGAUAUCAAAACAUCAAACAUUCUCUUGGAUAUCAAUUUUGAGGCACAGGUUGCAGAUUUUGGGCUUGCAAGGUUAGCAGGUGAUGCCAAUAAUACACACGUGACAACUCGUGUGAUGGGAACCUUUGGAUACUUGGCACCGGAGUAUGCAUCUAGUGGAAAAUUAACAGAGAAGUCUGAUGUUUAUUCAUACGGCGUUGUGCUUUUGGAGCUUAUUACGGGGCGGAAGCCUGUUGACCAAUCUCAGCCCUUAGGUGAUGAAAGCCUGGUUGAAUGGGCUCGUCCUUUGCUUGCUCAAGCACUUGAGACUGAAAAUUUUGAUGAUAUAGUAGAUUCUAGGCUUGAAAAGAACUAUGUUGCGAGUGAGAUGUUCCGGAUGAUUGAAGCAGCUGCAGCUUGCGUGCGUCAUUCAGCCUCUAAGAGGCCUAAGAUGAGUCAGGUGGUUAGAGCUCUAGAUUCCAUGGAUGAGCUGUCAGAUCUGUCCAAUGGAAUGAAACCUGGGCAAAGUGGAAUUUUUGAUUCAAGAGAACAAUCUGCACAGAUAAGAAUGUUUCAAAAGAUGGCCUUUGGAAGUCAAGAAUACAGUUCAGAUUUCUUCAAUUACUCCCAAGGCAGCAGCUAUAAGAGUUGAGUUCUCAAUUGGGUUAUCAUCAAAAGUCGCCAUUGUGUUCCCACUUGGUGCAAAAUCAUAGCAAUUCGCACCGACGAGUUGUUUCUCACAAUCUUCGAAUGAAUUUCCCACUGGGAGAUUGACCUGUAAAUCACUGUGCUAUUCUUUUUUCGGCUAGCGUGGAAAUCUGCGUUCUUUUUUACUCAGUUUUGUUGUUUUUAUUAGAUUACGAGGCAAACAAAUGGUUUUGUAGCAUUCCGAAAUUCAACAUUCUAUUCGUACAAUGUAGAUAUAUUAAUCAAGGGUCGUUUGACUUAAAA
Messenger RNA from Lycium ferocissimum, 3205 nucleotides. RefSeq names its product proline-rich receptor-like protein kinase PERK8. Gene Ontology annotation, biological process: protein phosphorylation. The record is from RefSeq and is a predicted model, not a curated record. Lineage: Eukaryota; Viridiplantae; Streptophyta; Magnoliopsida; Solanales; Solanaceae. Gene Ontology annotation, molecular function: ATP binding; protein kinase activity.